GGAGAGCACUUUUGGGAAGCCUCCACUCCACGACUCAGGCUGGCCCGUCAGAGCUGGGGGAGAGGGCUGCGGGAGGAGGCUCGGCGGGAGCCUGACCUUCCCGGAGUGCCCUUCUGCCCGUCCGCGGGUCCUGGACGAGAGCCCCGAGGGCUCUGACUGCAUCCAGGCGGGCGGGAGAGCAGGCGUUGCGCCCCUAGCGCGGCAGGCUCUGAGGUCCUGGGAACCCCGCUCUCCCAGACCGGUGUCGCAAUGCAUGCUCUCUCAGGAUUCUCCCUGGUCAGCCUACUCAGUUUGGGCUACCUGUCCUGGGAUUGGGCUAAGCCCGGCCUUGUGGCUGAUGGGCCUGCCGAGGCUGGCGAUCAGCCUUCGGUGGCUCCACCGCAGCCUCCACACAUUAUCUUCAUCCUCACCGACGACCAAGGGUACCACGACGUGGGAUACCAUGGCUCAGAUAUCGAGACCCCAACGCUGGACCGGCUAGCAGCUGAGGGCGUCAAACUGGAGAAUUAUUACAUCCAACCCAUAUGUACACCUUCGAGGAGUCAACUCCUCACCGGCAGGUACCAGAUCCAUACAGGAUUGCAGCACUCCAUUAUCCGCCCACGGCAGCCCAACUGUCUGCCCCUGGACCAGGUGACGCUGCCCCAGAAGCUACAGGAGGCAGGCUACUCCACCCACAUGGUGGGCAAGUGGCAUCUGGGCUUCUACCGGAAGGAGUGCUUGCCUACCCGCAGGGGCUUCGACACCUUCCUGGGUUCCCUCACAGGCAAUGUGGAUUAUUAUACCUACGACAACUGUGAUGGCCCAGGGGUUUGUGGGUUUGACCUGCACGAGGGUGAGAGCGUGGCCUGGGGGCUCAGCGGCCAGUACUCCACUAUGCUCUAUGCUCAGCGUGCAAGCCACAUCCUGGCCAGCCACAAUCCCCAGAAUCCUCUCUUUCUCUAUGUGGCCUUCCAGGCAGUACACACACCCCUACAGUCACCUCGAGAAUACCUAUACCGCUACCGCACGAUGGGCAACGUAGCGCGGCGCAAGUACGCAGCCAUGGUGACCUGCAUGGACGAGGCUGUGCGCAAUAUCACCUGGGCCCUCAAGCGCUAUGGUUUCUAUAACAACAGUGUCAUUAUCUUCUCCAGUGACAAUGGUGGCCAGACCUUCUCGGGGGGUAGCAACUGGCCCCUUCGAGGACGCAAGGGUACUUACUGGGAAGGUGGUGUGAGGGGCCUGGGUUUUGUCCACAGCCCACUGCUAAAGAAAAAGAGACGGACCAGUCGGGCCCUGGUCCAUAUCACAGACUGGUACCCAACACUGGUGGGUCUGGCAGGCGGUACUACAUCAGCAGCUGAUGGGCUGGAUGGCUAUGACGUGUGGCCGGCCAUUAGCGAGGGCCAGGCCUCACCACGCACAGAGAUCCUACACAACAUCGACCCCCUCUACAACCAUGCCCGGCAUGGAUCCUUGGAGGGUGGCUUUGGGAUCUGGAAUACAGCAGUGCAGGCUGCUAUCCGAGUUGGGGAGUGGAAGCUACUCACCGGAGACCCAGGCCAUGGUGACUGGAUUCCACCUCAGACACUGGCCUCCUUCCCUGGCAGCUGGUGGAACCUGGAGCGGAUGGCCAGCAUCCGCCAGGCUGUGUGGCUCUUUAACAUCAGUGCUGACCCUUACGAACGAGAGGACCUGGCUGGCCAGCGACCCGAUGUAGUCCGCACCCUGCUGUCUCGCCUGGCUGAUUAUAACCGUACUGCCAUCCCUGUGCGUUACCCAGCUGCGAACCCUCGGGCUCAUCCUGACUUUAAUGGGGGUGCUUGGGGGCCCUGGGCCAGUGAUGAGGAGGAAGAAGAGGAGGAGGAAGAGGAGGAAGGCAGAGCUAGAAGUUUCUCUCGGGGUCGCCGCAAGAAGAAAUGCAAGAUUUGCAAGCUUCGAUCUUUUUUCCGUAAACUCAAUACCAGGCUGAUGUCCCACCGGAUCUGAUGGCUUGGGGUGGCAGGGAAUCUCAGUUCCCCUCAGACACUCUCCCUUUGCUGGUUCUCAGGGAGGAGGCAAAGGUCAAGUCUUCAUCUGCAGGCAUGUGGAGGGAGGACACAGAAGCCCUCAGCUGAAUAGGGUGGGACUUGGGGAAGGGCAGCAACCAGGAUGGGUUGCCUGGGUCACAAUCCUGCCUCUCUCUUGAUGUGUUUCUCUUUUGCCCUCAGGUCACCUAUAGCAGCAUUCUGCCUCAGUCUCACCCCUAAGAUGAGCUCGGGUGACUUUAGGACUCCAGUGUACACCGGUGUCUGGGGCCAUGGCAGGGUUUCUUGCUGACCUUGCCACCUUCCAGACAACUUGAGUCCAUGAGCCCUCUUUCCAGGUCUCUGUGGUGCUCUUGGAUGUCAGCUGGAGUAUGGCCAGCUGGCUGCUGCUCUGUUGAACAGCUCAAUGAGAGAACGGACAGGGUAGGCUCUGAGAAAUCUUUACGUUCCGGGAGCCUCAAGACUUGGGAGCCUAGUGGAAUUCUUCUCUUUUGGUCCCCAACAUCCAGGGUGGGGGAAACUGGCUGAGCCUGAGCCACUGCAUAGUGAGGGUGGGGGAAACAGCUGUGAAAGGAGCCUUUGAUUUGGUCUUGAACACAGUUCUUCCCCACAGGGCCUUGAUUUCCCUACUUGCAAAGGAGUAGGGAAAUGUGAGCCUUGGCUCUGCCUACCUCACGGUGCUGUAGAAAACUGGCCAGGCUGAUGGUUGUGGAGGAGCCCGUGAACUUGAUUAAAGUGCCAUUAUCCAGA
Molecule: messenger RNA, 2759 nt
Organism: Mus caroli (Ryukyu mouse)
Lineage: Eukaryota; Metazoa; Chordata; Mammalia; Rodentia; Muridae
Gene: Arsi
Product: arylsulfatase family member I
Molecular function (GO): sulfuric ester hydrolase activity
Source: RefSeq, a predicted model, not a curated record